This is a messenger RNA of Tympanuchus pallidicinctus (lesser prairie-chicken), 4381 nucleotides long. It is a transcript of the gene SNRNP35, whose product is annotated as small nuclear ribonucleoprotein U11/U12 subunit 35. The coding region runs from base 150 to 947 and encodes 265 amino acids. The transcript is spliced from 2 exons. Gene Ontology annotation, molecular function: mRNA binding; snRNA binding. Gene Ontology annotation, cellular component: U12-type spliceosomal complex; precatalytic spliceosome. Lineage: Eukaryota; Metazoa; Chordata; Aves; Galliformes; Phasianidae. The record is from RefSeq and is a predicted model, not a curated record. Gene Ontology annotation, biological process: mRNA splicing, via spliceosome.
CGUGAGGGCGGGAACGGGGCGGUUCCGAUGGCGGCUCCGCUGUCCGUGUGAGGCCCGAGAUCCCGAAGGGCUGCGGAGCCUCGCGGGGAGCGGCUGCUGAGGCGGGGCCGGCGGGGCCGCGCCCGGUUCUCGCUCCGGAGUCUUUCUCGAUGAACGAUUGGGCGCCCAUAGCAAAGGAGUACGACCCCCUGAAAGCGGGGAGCAUCGACGGCACGGAUGAGGAGCCCCACGACCGUGCCGUGUGGAGGGCCAUGCUGGCGCGUUACGUCCCCAACAAGGGCGUCACCGGAGAUCCUCACCUCACCCUGUUCGUAGCGAGGCUCAAUCUGCAGACGACGGAGGAGAAAUUAAAGGAGGUCUUUUCCCGAUACGGAGACAUCAGAAAGAUCCGUCUGGUUCGAGAUCUGGUCACGGGAUUUUCCAAGGGUUAUGCGUUUAUCGAGUACAAGGAGGAACGUGCUCUGCUGAAGGCCCAUAGAGAUGCCAACAGGCUUGUUGUCGAUCAGCACGAGGUCUUCGUAGACUUCGAACUGGAAAGAACUCUCAAAGGAUGGAUUCCUCGGAGGCUUGGAGGAGGUUUUGGAGGCAAAAAAGAAUCCGGGCAGCUGCGGUUCGGAGGACGGGACAGACCUUUCCGGAAACCCAUUAAUUUGCCAAAUGUGAAAAAUGAUUUCUAUGGAGAAGGCUCAGCAGAGAAAAGAAACUGGUCUCGAGAGGGAGCAAGGGACUGGAGAACAAGAGACCGAGAGCAUGAAAGGAGCAGAGAGAAGAGAGGGCCAGAAAGAGAGCGGUCGUGGGGUUGGGCUGACAGCGAGAGAGAAAGAGACUCAAAAGAGGAGAGGAGCAGAGGGAGAGAGAGGAAGGAUAGAGACAGAAAGGACAGAGAGAGAGACCGGAGCAGGGAAAGAGAUGCCAAGAAGCAAAGAGAUGAUGAUAAGUAUCGAUAGCUGGCAGCACCUUGUCUUAAGGGAACGAUGGGGAGCUUGAGUAUGGUGACUACUCUUUUCUGUAGUGUGAGACACGCAGUACUGCCCUUAAUGCUGCCUGGGGGCAUGCCUCUGCUGUCAUGGUGAAUGAACUGCUACGGAGGAGAUGAUGCAGGAAAACGCUGUGCCUUCUGGAGGAUGUGGACACGACUCUGUUGUAGGUGUCACCUUCAGCAUGGGGCUGAGAGCUGCGUUACCCAAACGAGCAGUUUCAUGUUAUUGUCUUGUGCCUUUGACUUUUAUCUGCUAGAAGCUCUCUAUAGUGUGUUCCUAGUGCAGUUGUUCUUCAGAGAAAUUAAACAUUUCUAUUAAUAUUUUAAAGUGGUGAGUAAGAAAUGCACGUUACCAUCCCAUCAAAAUUGAGUGCUCACCUCAUUUUGCUGCUGGGAUCACUGUUCGUUAGAGAGCUCCAUAUUUCAUUCUUAAUGUGCCAGAUGCCCCCUCUCAUUUUGUGAGAUAGAUGCCCUUUAUGAAUUCGCUUUAUGAAGAAAUAGGAAUGAAACGAUAGCAACAAACUGAACUUCUGAAAUAUGUGACCCAAAACAGAAGCUGAAAGGAAGUGACUUUAUUUUCUUGAGGACACUGGGACAGGUGAGAUCUGUAGUAAUAUUAUGUCCUUAAGUAGUUCUGUGAGGUGUGAGAGAAGCAUGUAGUAAGAAAUCAAUUUUUUAUGUAUUGGGAAUUGUUAUUACCUCUUAUUAGAGGAAUGCAGACUACAGACUAGUAAGGAGGAAAAAAACCACAUUCCUGAUCAAUAGAUAAGCAAUCAUUGAAGGACAAUGUCAUGGUUAAAUGUGGUCACAGCUGCAUCCAUUGUCCUUUCCUCCUCACUGCAGGUAAAAUCCUGUCUGCAUUUUAACUUGUACUUCUGUCAGCCUUUGAAUAGCUGCACCCUCAACUUGGCCCAGCUCGAGGCUGUAUAUCCAUGAGCAGUGGCAUCACCCUUUUUCAGGGGAAAGAAGCCAGAUCUGCGCAGUGCGACCCAAAGCAGGUGGUGUUAGCAUUCCACACAAAGGAAAAAAAAAAAAGAUGCAAGUCUUGAAGAAAUGCUCAUUUCUCAGAAAUAUUUAUUAAACUGUUAAAAUGAUUUACUGCCCAACCGAAACAGAACAAAAAAACACACAAAAAAAACCCAAAACAACUUCAGUGAUCCUGCGCUUUGGAGACAGGAUUGUUACGCCCUUUACCUGGCAACAUCCUGCCUUCCUUUUUACAAGCAGAUUUUAGCUAAAUAUUGAGAAUCUACAUGAUAGGUCUUCAACCCUUUACGUACUCAUCCCUAUUUGCCAUCCUUUCUGAUGGCACCUUAAUGUGUAUUAACUUGGUGUUUCUAACAUGAGGACGAGGAGCGGAGUGGUUAAUGCUAGCAGGAGUAACUAAUUAGAUUUUUGAGGUAAUGGGCUCAGAGAUAAAUAGGGGAAGGUUGUACUGCUUAGUGUCAUUGUUUGAAAUUGGCUGCGGAUUUGACCCAACAAUAGUGCGCAGGGCUCUAGUGUGUGGGACCAGCUUUACAUGCACUAGGCCAGGACAGCUGGUUUUUAAUAUAUGAGCUUAGAUGCUGGGGGAAAACAGCUCAGCCUGUCUUUCUGUUGUCUCAGUUCGUUGCUCUUAGCUUAAUUUGAAAAGUGAUGUGCUUAUUCAGGCUGUGAAUCUGCUGCAUCUUUCUUUUGUUUCUGUUCACUGCAUCUCUAAAUCUCUCAAUGUGUCAAAUGACUGUAAACUAUGCUAGAGAUGGGAAUCAUUCACAAUUUAUUUGAACUGCCUACAACUAUAGUGUGCUUUUUUAUAUUCCCCACUCAAUCUGAAAGUGAAAUCAGGAUCUUCACAACUAAAGUAUUACAGCAAGUCUUCCCUCUGUUUGAGAAUGGCCUUUCAUGCAAGGGAGGGAAGUGAUGUUUUAAUGAAAAGUUUUCUGUAAGCAUAAAAACUUAAGAAGUGUUACCAAAACGUAACCAGGCAAAAUUCUCUCUGCCUAAUACUAGCAUCAAAUGCUACUGUUGCUACAUCAAAUGGAAAUGCCUUUAAUAUAAGGCCACGUUUCUCCCUCCUGCCCCAGGCAAUGUCAGUGACAACUGGCAGGCACAGUAAAUGCUCACCCUACGAUGUGCUGAAGGUCUGUGUUCAACAUGAGCAGUUACACACAGGAGCAGAGCAGCAUUCAGCCCACUGUUGUGAAAACUGAUUUUCUCGCACAGCUUCACAUCAGAUGAGCUAAGAGCCUGGAUCUGCUGCCUGUAUGCAUUAACAAACCCGUUGCUGGAUCAUCCUGGACUGAGUACAACUGGCCUGCACUAAACCUUCUGGUUUGCUCUUAUCUAAGUAUUCUUCAGGACAUCCUCAGCCACCUGCAUCCAGCUCUGCCUGCACAAGUUGCCCACAGGUGCAAAGCUGGGUUGUGCACUGCCACAGACCGUGCACACGUAGUAAUUAUGCUGCAUGGAGCUUUAGUGUUCUGGUUUAGGCAAGCAUGACCUUGGUCAGCCCCAAGGGUCUUGCAUGAUUAAUUGCAAAGCAGAUGUAGACCCCACCUCCUGCCAGUUCAGAUGCAUUCAUGUGCUGGGCUUUUGAUGGUGAGUUAGGAGUUAAGCUCCUCCGCUUGCUGGCUGCCCACACAGUCAAUGCCAGCGGAGCAACCUGCACAUACAGAACACGUCUCUGCCAGCCUAAGUAAUGUUUAGGGUAGUCAGAAAAAAGAAAACAUUUUGAGCUGGGGUCAUCUCAGAGUCAGUUAAGAUAGCUCAUGUCAGCUGAGGAUGUCUUUUACUCUGAAGUUAGGCAUUCUUACCUAGACAGAAAAGUGGAGUGUGACUUAAAUCAAAACCUGCCUAUGGGAAGGGGACCUAACUCCUUUAUGGCAGCUGUCUGCUACUCUAGGGGAAAGUCUCUGGUAAGAAAGAAAAAAUUCAAGUGUUAGAAUUCUUCCUUGUAAGCAAUUCUUUCUCCAUUACUACUGCAGAACUCAUGGCAAAAAGCAAGGCACGCUCACCUCACACGUGGGUUUCUUCAGGCUUUAGGCACUGUAAGCAUCAAGGGAAAUGUACACUCCUUAUCCCUCUUGAGGCUACUCCAGUUUGUCACUUUCUAUCAGGUGGAUUUCCAAGGGGUUACUCUGCAAAAUUCAGGAGUGAACUUGACAGGACACAGCAGUGCUACAAUCUGCAGGGAGAGCGGCCAGCUGUGGUAUCCCUCUUGAAAAAAUUCUUACCAAGUUACAAAAAAGCAAACAACCAAAAGUUUUAACAAAUAAGGUGACAGAGUCUUUGCCAAUAGAUAUUGUACACCGCAAACAAACUUCUAAUAAUGGCACAGGUCUUUUUUUUUUGGUUUAGAUAAGCUUGUGUUACUGUAGUUAAUGCACAAACAAGACCAUAGACUUGUUAUUCAGCACAAAACAA